CUUCAGCCUUCAUGGCUGCCGCGAGUUUGUUCUUGCGGUAACGCGUCGCCUUCCUCUGAUAUUUCCUCUCACGCUAUAGCUUUUGAUUGUCACCACAAUGUCAAUAAAGGAAUUAAUUUUUUAAAUUUGCUAGGGGUUCGUUGUCUGUCCGCGCUUUGGGUUUCAUCGGAUUGUCCAAUAAUCGUCUUCCCCAUUUUCUCACACUCUUCCAUCCUCCAGUUCAUCACCGAAGGUCUUACGUAAGUGCUGCAACUGAUGAAGAGGUUUCUGCCAGGAUUUCUGUUAUAACUGCCAAUACUGAAGCCCCUACAAUAUUUGAUAAAAUAAUUGCUAAGGAGAUACCUUCGACCAUUGUAUAUGAGGAUGAGAAAGUUCUUGCUUUCCGGGAUAUCAAUCCACAAGCUCCCGUUCAUGUUUUAAUUAUUCCAAAAUUAAGGGAUGGGUUAUCACAACUUAGUAAGGCUGAAGAAAGACACACAGAGAUCUUAGGUCAUCUUCUCUUUGCUGCCAAAGUUGUACCAGAGAAGGAAGGAAUCCUUGACGGCUUUCGGGUUGUUAUCAACAAUGGCCCUCAAGCAUGAAAGUAAAAACAUGAGAAAUAUUUUAGAACGAGCUACAAAGAACAAUGGAACGAUUUAUUCAGUACAUCGAGUACAAAAAUAGGUAGAAGUGAGCAUGGUAUGUUAUGGUACCACAACAAGUUUGUACUGAUAUCACACCACUUUAAUCGGUUCGAUGGGUGGUGAAAGACCCACCAGGGACUCGGAAUACAACACUUGCUAUAAUCGUCCCUCUGUUGAUGCCCCAAACUAAACUGCUCAGGGUGGACACCACUUUGAGACCUGUGGCAAAGCAAAUGAAAAUGAUGAGGAGACAACUACUGUGGAAACAUGUACUGCCCAGUGCUGAAGACAAAGUUGUGUUGGUAGAGAUUGAACAAAUCUGUGUUGCUGAGGAUGCUUUGGAGAAGAACCAAAAUCGAAGUGACACGAACCCUAAUUCCAGAAUUGAGAAAACCUGUGAGGCACACAAGCUGUCCCCCAAGACACAUUUGGAAGGCACACAGUACGAAGAAGAAUUCACAUCCCUCUCUAAAGAGUCUUUAACUGCUACAAUGGAUGAAAUUCCAGCCCAUAGUUAUAAUAGUGAUGCACACACUCUUUCCAUCAAGAAAGAGAUGGAUGUCACACUAUCCCCUUCAAUCAAUGGAGAUGAUGAGACUAUUUCUAAUCCUACACAUAGCACAAAUCUUUCCCCACAUGUAACUAUUGUUGCAGGUUAUGACCCAACUACUAUUGGCCUUGUUCUUCACUCUUUUGAGGUGGAUGGACAACACUAUGAAGUCAAGUCCUACAUUGAAGAAGGGGAGACAAGUAACCAAAGGGAGGAAACACCUAAUGACUUCCAAGAUGUCUAGAACAGACGCAGCAAAAGACCGGGGAAGAGGGGAACUGCACCAAGGACAAUUAAAACUAGAAGCUAUGAUUCAAAUCUUAAAGUUGGAACGGUGAGCGAGAUCACUAGACACUGGCCUAGUCGCAAAUCAACCACAAUGGAAAAAAUCAUCACUCCUAAAAGUUACUCUGUGCCCUUUUGGUAUGUUGGACGCGUCAGCCCAAUAAGGGCAGAUGGGAAAA
Molecule: messenger RNA, 1637 nt
Organism: Cuscuta campestris
Lineage: Eukaryota; Viridiplantae; Streptophyta; Magnoliopsida; Solanales; Convolvulaceae
Source: the annotation of a GenBank genome assembly